Molecule: messenger RNA, 3495 nt
Organism: Sinocyclocheilus rhinocerous
Lineage: Eukaryota; Metazoa; Chordata; Actinopteri; Cypriniformes; Cyprinidae
Product: protein FAM102B-like
Exons: 11
Coding region: 318-1343 (341 amino acids)
Source: RefSeq, a predicted model, not a curated record
CACACAAUACAGCAGCAGCACUACACAAGCUUCCGCGGAGCGGAACAGUCUAUCACCCACUGACUGCAUAUCCAUUUUCAGCACCAUUUUUGAUUGUAACGAUGUAGUUAAUGACAGAAGGAUCCGUUAUGACUGUAUUAUCAUCGUUAGCUUAGCUUUCUAUUUUAAACAAAGGGGAUUCCAGCUAACGGCUCCAGCUAAUCAGCUCUAACAACAGAGGUUCACCAAAGAUGAGCAAAUAAAAGUAAUGCUCCUCCACAGCGAAUGACCAAAAGCAUUAUCGAGCGGUAACAGGACUGGUGGGAAUCGACGUCAAGAUGAUGAAGAAAAAGAAGUUUAAGUUCAGAGUUGAUUUUGAGCUGGACGAACUGUCGUCGGUUCCGUUCGUCAACGGAGUUCUGUUCUGUAAAGUCCGCCUCCUUGACGGCGGAUUCUCGGAGGAGUCAUCGCGCGAGACGGUCCAGGCAAACUGUGUACGCUGGAGAAAAAGAUUCUCCUUCCCCUGUAAAAUGAGCGCUAAUGCUGGAACCGGAGUCCUUGACCCCUGUGUGUGUCGAGUUUCAGUCAGAAAGGAACUGAAAGGUGGAAAGACUUAUGCAAAGCUGGGUUUUGCUGAUCUCAACCUGUCGGAGUUUGCAGGAUCGGGUAGCACCACACGCAGGUGUCUACUGGAGGGUUAUGACACCAAAAACACUAGACAGGACAACUCCAUCCUUAAGGUGAUUAUCAGCACACAGCUGAUGUCUGGGGACCCCUGUUUCAAAACGACUAAAGGUUCAAGUUGCAACAAUGAGACAUCAGGGAAGUGUGGCUCUCUGCCUGAUGAGCUCGGGCUGUGUGGACACUCUCGAACGUCCAGUUAUGCUAGUCAGCAGUCCAAAGUAUCAGGCUAUAGUACAAGUCACUCACGUUCCUCCAGUCUGUCGGAGUUCUCCCACAGGAGGAACACUUCGAUCGGGAGCGCUUCCACCGGCAUUGCUAGCAUCCCUGAGCCCAGUGAGGAGAGUGACCAAACUACAGUACCCCCUACAGCCCCGGGGGUCUGCACUGCUGUGCCUGAACACCCAUCAACCCCUGACAGAGCUGCCAACAGGUAUCCAGUGAAACAGGAUUCAAUGGAGUCUCAGCUGAAAAGAGUGGAUGCCACACGGGUGGAUGCCGAUGACGUAGUUGAGAAGAUUUUGCAAAGCCAGGAUUUCACCCACAGUCUGCUGGACUCCAGCACUGAAGAGGAAGGUCUGCGCUUGUUUGUGGGUCCUGGUGGGAGCACAGCACUUGGUAGCCAUCACCUUCCUGCCAGAGUUGGAGCAGGUGCCUACGAACAGGUGGUGAUCAAACGCUAGAGUUGGGAGAUGACAGAAGGAGAAGUGUCAAAAACCAAAGUCUGUUUCGUGGGAGGAGAAAGGGACGAAGAGAUUCAGACAUGUUCGUUUCCUCUCUGUUUGUCACGAACCUGUUUCAUCCUUUUGAUGGAAUGGUGUCCUCUGCAGGCCACAUAAACAACUGACCGCUCCUCUGUAUGAGGCUGCCACAUUAUAGGUGUAUGUGUUUCACUGUGAAGUCAAGUUUGUCUCCUAAUACGUCCGCUUUGAAAAUCAGAGCGUUUUUCUCUAUUUUUCUUGCAGAUUUUUAAAAAUGUAUAUUUCAUAUUAUUGUUUUAGUUUGUUUUUACCCAUGUUUACGUGUUUGUGAGCCAUGUCAGUAACAUUUGAUGGAUUGUAUUCAUCUUUUACAGUACAUAUGAGGUGUAUACUCUCUGCAGAUGAAGGUGACCCCUUUACAAAAAAUUUUUGUCAUCUCAUUACUGUCAGAAUGGAUAUCAAACCGUCCUCACUCACCCACAGCGUCUCACUUUGUGCGUGUGAGAAGUCGCGAUGCGUUUUGACAGAUGGAGCCGUUUUCAGACUUGAAAAAAUGUCCAUUUGAAUAGCACUUUGAAUUGAAGGACUUUCUGUGUAUCUCCAACACUGUAGGGAGUUUUGAGGCUGAGCUGUUGAUCAAGUUAACCCAUACACGGAAAAUGUGUAUUUCUUCUUUAUUCAUUGUCUUAAAUGACUUUCAGCUUGAGAACGUAAAGGUAGAUGAAACUCCUACAGCUGCAUUAUAUGUUGAAUGAGACUACUUUUGAAAUUUUGCAGUUCAAUAUAUUGACAUAUUAGCUACCUAAAAUCCGAGCAGGUGAAUAUCUGAUAAGUACGUCUCUGGCAUCAUUAAUAUCUCGUAAAUAUAUUGGCUUUCAUGCAAGGACAAAAUGAGCCAAGCUGUUCUCAAGCUACAAUUAGUAACAUGGCAGCACAGAACAAAGUAUUUAACUAUUUCAGCAAUGCUUGAAACAUUUAGCACAAGGCUCUUGAGAGGCGUGUAGCUCUUUUUAUCCUCUCUAUGACACUACAAAACCUUUUUUUCCCCAUGUUUUUGUAGUUACUUGAUGUAUCACUAAAAUGAAGGUAUUGACUAUUUUCAUAGUAUCUCUGUCUGUAAGAUCAGCUAUAGGGCAUAUCAGAAUCAUACAUUAGUGCUUCUCUAGUUUUAUGUGACCGUAUGCCCAUCUCUUCUCAGAAUCCAUUCGCUGUUUUAUUAAUAUAAACUCACUUGCCUCUACAAUUUAAAUGUGUGUGAGGAUUCGCAGUUGAGCACAAAUAUCAAAGCACCACACUGCGAUUGUACAGAGCCCCUAAAGAGACAGAUAUGUCUAAAUAAGAGAUGGGAGGAAAAAUUAUAUAUCAGUGCUUUUGCGUUCUCUCGCAAAUGUUUUGGAUUGCUUAGACAAACUUUGUUCACUUGCAAAACCUUUGCGUUCAACUGAGAAACGUUAUGUUCACUUGAAAAGAGUGAGUGCAAAGCUUCUCGUGGGAACACAAAGAUUUUGCAUGCAAACAAAAGUUUCUUGUGGGAAUGAAAACAUUUAGCAAGAAAACGCAAAAGUUUCUUGUGAGAAUGCAAGUAUUUUUAGAGAAAAAUUUCUUGUGGGAAUGCAAGCAUUUUGUGAGCGAUCGCAAUGUUUCUCAAAGGGAACCUUUGUAUGAAAAUGCAACAUUUAUAUAUAGGCCUACUUAAUCCUCCCAUGUCAUAUUGUUCUUCAUCACUAUGUCCCUUUAAGUGCUCCGUUGCAAAUGUUUGCAAAUACCAGUAUAUUUAGAGGUUAUCUGCAAUAUUUCAGCUUCAUUACUUUUCAUCAGAGUUUAAACUUGAUUUUUAGUUUUUUAAUUGAUCUACUGCCAAAAUGAAAGUCUAUUUUUAUGUAUUUGAGCGUAUUUUGUGUUACCGAAAUUGUCAAGAUUCACUUUUUCCCCCUGGUCCUAGUAGGUCCUGGUACUCUACAUGUUGUAAAAACAUGGUGGCUUUAUCUCUUCUGUGAAGUUUUUGGUCCUUGUAAUUGUACGGUGUCUGAUGUUUAAAGGUGACAUCGCAAUGUUGUGUUCUAACUUUUGGCUUCCAUGCCAUGUGUUCUGUUAUGAUGCUGGUAAGGUAUGUACCACGCACUGUUAAAUAAAA